UCCAUCAACUAGUGUAUAUAUUAGUUCCAUCUCCAAAAAACUUAUUGAAAAACACAUAGUGAGAGCGAUGGCGCAGAGCAAGGACGACAUUAAAUACGGCACAGCUCAGGCCAAAGUAUCGCCGGACGAAUCUCUUAGAGUUGCCUACGUCGGAGGCACGCCCCUCGAGUCCGGGAAAAUCGCCGAUUCUGAAAUCGUCGACCUUUUUCCCGGCGCUCGUAAAAUACAAGACCAGGAGCGUCUCGAUUCUCGAUCCACUUCUCAGACAACACAAGGACAAGGUGGAGUGCCGAGGCAAGCUGAGAAUCGCUCUUAGAUUAUUAAAUGUUUUGAUGAAAUCUAUAUGAGUAAUAAAUACUACUAUAUAGUUAGUUGUUACACUUAAUAAUAUGUACAAUUAGAUGUUGCACUACUUUAUAGUGCCUAAAAUGGUUCGGUUUAGCUACUUUGUUUCAUGCUACAAUUUGAUUUGAUAUAUGCAUCAAGUUUUAGUGAC
Molecule: messenger RNA, 496 nt
Organism: Salvia hispanica
Lineage: Eukaryota; Viridiplantae; Streptophyta; Magnoliopsida; Lamiales; Lamiaceae
Gene: SMP1
Product: seed maturation protein
Biological process (GO): seed dormancy process
Source: RefSeq, a predicted model, not a curated record